AUGGAUUAUCCUCUGGAUUUCAGGUGCCCCAUUUCAAUGGAGGUCAUGGAGGAUCCGGUCACCAUUGCAACCGGCAUGACGUACGAGCGCAAGAACAUCGAGAAGUGGUUCUUUGCCUACAAGAAGAAGACCUGCCCCGCCACGAUGCAGAGCGUCGAGAGCUUUGGCAUCACACCGAACCACACCCUCAAGAGGCUCAUAAUCACGUGGCAAAGCAAAGGGGGGCCUGGAACCCCCUCGUCGGAGUCCCGUAAAUCAACUGAGAGGCACGAUGAGAUCGUAAGCUUACUCGAGGCACUGGAGUCCUCCCCCUUCAAGGUCACCUCAUUGAAGAAGCUCAGGUCGAUGAUCGAGACGGACGAUGAGGCAAAGGCCGACUUCGUCCAAUCCGGAGGCAUCGGGAUCGUUGUCCAGAUUGCAAGCCAGGUCCUUGAGGAUGGAUCGGAUUUCAGCAUCUUCCGAGCAUGCGAAGAGGCCCUCGGCGUUUUGCACCAGCUCUCAUUGUCCACAGAAGCGAAGACCCUAGAGACAUUAUCGAAGCCCGAGGCUGUGAAGUGCGUCACGGCAAUGCUUCAAAGAGGGAGCGCGGAGGCGAGGAGUCACGCCAUCAUCAUCCUCCGGAAUAUGGCUCAAAGCGAGACGCAUUGGACUUUUAUCCUACAAGACCAUGGCAUAGAUCUAUUCAAGUCCUUGUUGGAACUCGUUUCGGACGAGAUAUGCACAAGGGCCAGCUCAUACGCCCUGGAGGUCCUUGUUGAGAUGCUCUCUGCAUCGAAGAAGAGCCGAGUGAGGGCGAUUGAGGCGGGUGCCGUCUGUGUUCUAGUGGAGCUAUUGCCUGAAUCGAACCGAUCCAAAAGUGAGAAGAUACUGAUGUUGUUGAAGCUUCUAUGUGAAUGCGCAGAGGGGAGAUUGGCCAUGGUGGAUCACGGGAUGGGGAUUGCCGCCGUGACCAAGAAAAUGCUUAAUGUCUCGAACGCAGCGACAAAGCUCAGCGUGAAGAUCCUGUGGCUGAUCGGCAGCUUCCACCCGAGCGAGAGGGUCUUGGAGGAAAUGCUGAUCUACGGGUCGGUGAAGAAGCUCUUGGCGCUCCUGCACAUAGACGGUCGGUCGUCGACAAAAGAGAAGGUCAUCAAGAUGUUCAAGAUGCAUUGCAACUCGUGGCAGCGUUGCCCUUGUUUCCCUAAUGAAAUGAAGGACUAUUUGGGAAUGGUAAAUAGUGCUUGA
Molecule: messenger RNA, 1224 nt
Organism: Eucalyptus grandis
Lineage: Eukaryota; Viridiplantae; Streptophyta; Magnoliopsida; Myrtales; Myrtaceae
Product: E3 ubiquitin-protein ligase PUB23
Exons: 1
Coding region: 1-1224 (407 amino acids)
Biological process (GO): protein ubiquitination
Molecular function (GO): ubiquitin protein ligase activity
Source: RefSeq, a predicted model, not a curated record